AUGGUCGGAAGUCGAGAGUGCUUGCGAAAUAAUUAUCCUUUUCCUUUGAAGCAAUUCUCGGAGGGUGAUAGACACAAGUUCAUUCAUUUCAUCCGCUCAGAUCAGGCCUCUGACUGCGUCGCGAUCUGUCGAAGUAACCAAUACACUCAUUUGACAGGAAAGCUAGACGCAGAAGUACUCGAUAGCCUACGAAAGAGCUUGAAGCAUGUUUGCAACAUUGGAAGUGGCGUCGAUAGCAUCGAUGUUGAGGCCUGCAAGAUCCGUGGAAUCCAAGUCUCGAAUACUCCAGCCUUAGCCGCCGAAGCUGUGGCAGAAACUGUCAUCUUCCUCAUCUUUGGAGCCCUCCGCCGAGUUGCGGUGCCGCUACGCACCGCCCGGAAAGGGCAAUGGCAGGACGAUUGUCCCACUGGAACUCUCAUGUCGAACAAGACGAUCGGUCUUGUAGGCAGCGGCGAGACAGCGAGUGCCGUGGCGUCUCGCGCUUUGGCGUUUGGAAUGAAAGUGCAAUACUGCACACGAACCGAAUCCAGUCCUUCUUUGCCUGGUUGCACUAGGAUCGACUUCGCCGAACUGUUGAGAAGCAGCGACAUCAUAUCCCUGCACGUUCCACUCUCACCAGAGACACGGCAUAUCCUGAGCAAAGCGGAGUUCGAGGUUAUGAAGCCUGGUGUGACCAUCAUCAACACUGCCAGAGGAGGCGUGGUCGACAAUCAGGCACUUCUGGAUGCUGUACGAGAAGAGAAGGUAUGGGGUGUUGGGCUGGACGUGUAUGAUGAGGAACCGCAUAUACCGGCAGAGGUGAGGGAGGAUGAGAGGUUCUUCAUUUUGCCGCAUGUCGCUACAAAGACGCAUGAGAUUCGUGGGGCAAUGGAGAGGGUUAUGAUUGAGAAUCUGAAAGCUGGAGUGUUGCGAGAUGGGUGUGAUGGAGUGUUGCAGAAUCCUGUAUGA
This is a messenger RNA of Fulvia fulva, 948 nucleotides long. Its product is annotated as Putative 2-hydroxyacid dehydrogenase. The coding region runs from base 1 to 948 and encodes 315 amino acids. Gene Ontology annotation, molecular function: hydroxypyruvate reductase [NAD(P)H] activity; glyoxylate reductase (NADPH) activity; NAD binding. The transcript is spliced from 3 exons. The record is from RefSeq and is a predicted model, not a curated record. Gene Ontology annotation, cellular component: cytosol. Lineage: Eukaryota; Fungi; Ascomycota; Dothideomycetes; Mycosphaerellales; Mycosphaerellaceae.